AUGCAGCGGCCACCCCAACUCCCCCCUAGUCUUUGUUCCCACGUUCGCAACGCUCCUACAAUAACCUUUGCGGUGGCACCAAAUGGCUUAGGUAGGUCUAAAAGAAGACACCCACUCAAGGGUCUCCAUGCUUGACCCUUCGUGACCUCGAAUUGUUCGCAAUGUUGCGGCAACUGUUUCCACAGCCCCGCCCGGUGUUUUGUGCCUGCAUGCUCCCCUCUCCCCCGUCAAACCAGUCAUCAUGUUCACAGUUUCAAACUAAACAAAAUAUUAGAGUUUUCUGACGGACCUGAACUUUCCACUAUGUAAGGUCGGUGUUGGCCUCGGAAGACGCCUCUUCAGUCGGCUCCAGUCAAGACAUGACCACUGGCCUACCAUCACAUCCGUUAACCUCCCACCAGACCUACCUUCCUAGUCAAUCUGAAAUGUAUUCACGAGACCUAUGUUUGUUCAUUCUCCGAGUUAUAUGGCAGGACACAGGCAUGGAUAAGCUAAAACGCGCUGGAAGACCCCCCUUACGGCAUGAUGUGGUUGCGUUCUAGUCACAUUUCACCACAGCAUGAAUUCUCCUUAUUCCCACCUAACCCUACUUUGCACCUCGGUAAGUCACAGGCCAGAUCUCCAGAUAAUCUGCUAAGCUAGCGCACGACCUUCCGGAAUGCGAACCCUGCAGCCGGAUAAUGAGAUCAUGUCGGCUAUGAGAACUAUAAAUGGAAAAAUGUGCUCGGCGUCUGCACCUAACUGCUACAGUGAAUCUGAAACCAAACCCAAGAAGUUCAUUUAAACCGCACAAGCGCGGUAGACAAGAUAGAGCACAAAGAACUCCUCUCGGCAAAGAGUUUCGAUAAGGAGAAACAUACCUUGGUGUCUAGGAAAAAUAAGUAAAUUUUGUGAAGAUAAAUUCACCUGGACAUUGACACACUGCCGUCGUUUGCAGUGUCAUAUGGGCAAAGCAGAAAUUAAUGCGUUAAUUGCUACGCCGCGUCCAUUCAUAAGCAGCAUGCGGCAACCGUCAGCAUCAGUUCCGAAAGCCAGUUUGUCCGUAGAUAGAGGUGGGCACAUAACUAGUCACAACUGCGUAGUUUGGUUGGUGUGGGUCAUGAUGAACUAAGUAACUAAUUUAUUUUAUUUAACUUCCAUAAGGACAGUUUCAUAGAAGUAGACCUUGAACCGAAUUAAUCUGAAUGACUACGUCCGUUGACUGUGUUAUGCAAACACUACGACUCCCACUGAAAAGACUUUGGAUAGAGAUAAUACUGCCAAUGCUUCUAAGGUAAUCAAUAAACAGUCUGGUAAUAUUCCUACCACCACUGAAACGGUCUAUACGAAGACAUUUCCCAGCCCUGAAACCAUUAGUAGUUGUACAUCUACGGCUGUCAGUAUUACACUAUGGGUAAUGCCACUGCAAGCGGAACUGUAAAAAUCUCUGCCAGUAAUAUUACUGUUAGUAGAAUGGCAAUUUUAUUGUUAUGGGUACUGCCAUCGCAGUCAGCAGUACAGUCCCUAUAUGAAAUACGACAGUCGACAAAAGACUCAGAAUUUAUUACCGCUGCAGCAACUGCUGGUAAGAAACUUACCAGAACGACCGGGUUUACUACUUCUAAGGCAAAUGGUGUAGGCCAUCGUGCAAUUCAAUACGAUUAAUAGUAAUAUCAGUAUGACAACUCGGUCAGCUGGGUGUAGUUAAACUACAUACGGUAACUGAAAGCAAUAAAUUUAGUGCUAGUAAUACUAAAACAACCAUUUUCCCAAGGCGCCGUGACUAGUAGUAUGUCUGAUGGUAAAACUACGUCUACAUAUAGUACGACCACUACCGUCACUGAAGCAAAAACUGUUUCUGGUGCUAUGGCAUGUGUCUCUCGCAAGAAAAGAAAGGAAGAACAGUGGACCUGCCCGUACUGAAGUCCACACGGGUACACUACAACAAGGACGAAAAUAACAAUUUGUGUCUGGAGGAUACCUAGCCUCAUACGGGCACUUUAUAGACUAGUGCAUCUAAUUCCGCCGUGCGUAAUUGUUUUACCUUCACCUGUAAAACAAUUACAUUGGCUAUAUCUAUUACUUUUUAUACUACGCCUGCAUCUGUUACUAAUACUGGGAGAACGUCUACUUCUACAAAAUGUGCUGCCAUGGCUGGUGCCAAUGCUUCUGCUACCAGUACAACCCCUACUGUAAAAACCAUUACUACUAAUACUACUACUACUACUAUUACUACUACUACUACUACUAGCACGAUUACUACGGGUACUACUGCAAAAACUGGCAGCGCAAUUAUUAUUGUUAUCAUUAUCUGUACUACUUUAAAGGCUACUGCGGCAUAUAGUGCUACUACCGCUCUAAGUGCCGCUCAACGUUGCAUUCAUGAUAUCGGGAUUGAAGUGAGUCGGUGCGCGUACCACUUUUAACAGCAGCAAUGCGGUAAGAAAUUUCGGUACCGCUGGCAUCACUGCGAAUACUUGAUCAGUAGAAAGUAUAAGGUCUACGACGAGCAAUAGUGCUACAAAAGCUGCCGCGGAUACUACCUGAAAGAUGGUUACUGUCAAUGGGUUUUUAACUAGUACUUCUGUUAACAUCAGUGUCAGUAACAUGUAGAACAACCUCAGUAAGUCUACUGAAAAUGGACUGCCAGUGCCUGACGAAUUCUCACUGCAGUCAGUAGAUGAAUACAUCCGGAAAAUGCAAGCCUAGUACUGCUGGUAUGGGUAAAUAUUAGGCGGUGAUUCUGCUACCACAGGAAACUGUUAGUAACACUACUACUACUACUACUACUACUACUACUACUACCACUCGACUAACUGUUAUGGUAUAGGUAAAGCUGACUGAAUAAUACUAUUGCUAGUAACGCAAAUAACUGUGCAGCCAUAAAUAAUGACCUAAAUAAUAACAAUUAAAAGUGACUAACAAUAUCGCUAAUAGAUAACUAAUGCAGCAGCCACCUCUGCAACGAAUAAUACUGAUAGUGUAGCAGCCUUUUCUCUGUCCCCUCGUUCUACUUUAUACGCGCCACUGCUGCGCUCGCUAACCGACGAUCUGCAAUCCCGUCCACACCACAAUCCUGGUCAAUAAUUUGCCACUACCCUCGCGUGCUCUCGAAGCCAAUCACUGCGAUCUCCUUCGCUGACUGGUCAUAAGGGCACGCACGGGACGCCGCCCUUGCGGACGCGAUUUAAAAAUAGACAGAACAGAGACAAAAAGGACACAACACCCUUUUUGGUGGUAGCGACACACAGAAGGCACCGCAGCUGACGUUCGGUUGGAUACCAGUGUCGCAACACUCCGUUACUGAUGCUAGUAUUAUUGCAGUUAGUUAUCCAUACUGUAAGCGUUGGUAGAGUAGCAUUGGCAGCCGUGGUGGCGGUGGUAGUAGUAGUACUAAUAGUAGGAUUAUUAGUAGUGUUCGCCGUAUCAGUGGUGGUAGACGGGGGAAAAAGUUAUCUUCAGUGUUGCGACACUAUAUUCCCGCCAGUGGUAGUAGUAUUAGUAGUAACAGCGGUAGUAGUGGUAGUAGUAGCAGUAGUAGUGGUGGUGGUAGUAGUAGUAGUAUUAGUGGUAGUAGUAGGAGAAGUAGUAGUAGUAGUCCGCCCGUAAGACAGGCUGGUGGGGGAAUAGACAAUUCUAAGUGUUGCGGCACUGUAUUCCCGCCUGACGUUCUCCAGAACGAACACUUAUCUCUGUCAAAAGCAUACAACCAACUUACGGUGACCUGCCCUGUGUACAGAAUAAACCUGUUCUCACAACUUCCUGACUUCUUUUACUAGUCGGAGCAAAAUUAUUGUAUGCGGUUAAGUUGACCUAACAUCCCUGGCCACUACAACAGAAAUUGCGGUAAGCGAUAAUAUACCACUAGUAUGAUCAAUACGCCAAAAGACAUGACGGACGCCCACUCGACGGGAAAAGAAGCAGACGCAGGAGUUUAAAAACAUGUGGAAAAUCGGAGCGUUGCGACAGCGGUAUCAUACCAAAAUUUCUUCCUCGUAUUCCUACAUCGCAGAUAUUCCGUAAAAGAAGCCUGUGUGAGUCACUGUCAAAGGCCUUCUUGAAGUCAACAAAUAUGGCAUCCAUUGGAUAACCCAUAUCAGUAGCUCUUGUCCAUUUCUUGUGCGAGUAAAGAACUCUCGUUAGGCAGGAGCACCAUGGACGAAAGACAUGUUGGCAUCACACAAUACUUUCUUUUUUUCCAGGUAGUGCAUCAAAUGCCUUUUGAUAAUGCGUACCAUUUAUUUACACGCGAUGCAAGUAGGACUAACGGGACGAUAAUUUCCUCAGCCAAGUCGUGAGCCUCCUUUGUGGAUCGGAGUGUUGAGUGCGCGCUUCCAUUGUUCUGGGAGCUCGCUUUCUUCAGAUGACUUUUGAAAUAUUGCAGACAAUAGUUCGCACAGUUCAUUAGCAAGUUCACAAGGUGCUAGCGAGGGAAUUCUGCCUGGGCCAGGCGAUUUGGCAGGUUUCAGUCGGAGUAGUUCGGUCCUAACUAUAUUCAACUAGCUGGGCCAUGCCACGCGUUGCUGUGGCUUACUCUGAUGAAUUGGGAAAUAAGGGAAAUGAGGAAAAUGUAAGGGCCACCGGAUGGCGGUAUGUAUCAUGUGCGAAACCCAGGAUUGUCCUUCUAGCCGCUGUCGAAGUCGGGGCAGUUGUUUGCUACGCUUAGUCGCGCUCGAGAAUCCAGUCGUCACGCCCCAGCGGAAGCGAUGACAGCCGCAUUAUGUGGGUAGUGUGGGGCAAGCUCAAGUAGAGCCCAAGAGUUGCGUGUUUUUUGCUGCAGGGUGGGGGGUUUGCCUAACGGUCCAGAUUGCAUCGGCCAGAGGGAUGGGAGGCAUGUUCAAGUGUCUGCAGGGUAGGUAGUGGGGUGGGCGCGGCCGUCGGGUGUAGCACGUGCGUUUGAACGAAUGUCGGUCAAGUGGCCACAGUCUGGGCGCUGUGUGUCCGCGUGGAUGAGGGUCAAGUGGCCGCAGCAUGUGGGGUUGUUAUGCCAGAAAAAAUCGGGUUUUUUAUUCAUCACAGGCAUGCCAACGGCAUAAUUACAAAAUUGAACAGACAAAAACCCAGCCCUAGGCGCUGGCUGUGUUGUGUCCAAAUUUCAGCGCAAUCGGUGCAGUACUUUCGGAGAUUAACUAUAACACAGAAAAAACCCUUCAUUUUUAUAUAUAUAGAUGAAAAGAGUGGAUCUGUCGGAAAUUAUGUGGCUGCCAAACAAAGACUCCCGAAUCAUAAAUUAGGCAAAAGGGGUUGGGUUGGAAACCUUCACUGCUAUGGAAUUGCGUACACAAAGGCUCUAAAAGCAAUCGCCGAGAGCGCGGUCUCCAUGCAAGUUGUGUUGUCUGUGCCCGCCUUAGAGGUGCUCAGACCCAGCGCAUGUGUGCAACUUUCGUUGUCACAGCGUCCGCCAGCAAAUCGGAGAAGGGACCGCGUUGUUUGGCUUCGAGCACUCGCGAGGCUAGUAACAAACCUCGCGUGUCCCAGCGGCGGAUCUACAGGGAGUGUGAGGCGGAAAGGAAGGCGGCGUGGCAAAUACGAAAAGCAAGGAGAUCCGGACUGCCACAAACCCUCCAUAAAGGAGCUAAGGGAGGGGUAAGAGGAGAAGGGAAUUUGGAGGAGACGUUGUUUGGCGAACGGAUGGAUGGUCAAAUAUAGAACUAAGUUCUCUGGUGAAGACGGUUUGAGGGGAGUUAGAAAGAAGGGACGCUUUAACCUGGUCACCAGUCUCCACCUUUCCAUCUGCAGACCUAAGGGCAGUGAUCAGCUCCUGAGACCUUUUUGUACUUCGUUAACACCAUACGGAAUUUUCGAAUGUCCCAACGAAUUUUGCAGUAUGUUCAGUUCACACUUUCUUCGCUGCUUUGAAGCCUCACUUUUGCAAACGUUGCGUCGCCGCAUAUAUUCCCGUAAGUUUUCUUCGGAGCUAGUUCAGUUCAGUUCAGUUUAUUGAGGGAAAUAGACGUAAGCCUUUGAGUACCCUAUUUGCAACGUAAAAAAUGUGUGGUAUACAGAUAAAUGUUCUGGGCUAAAAUAGUUCAAACACGCCCAUAAUUGUAGGACAAAAAGAGAACGAGUUACAGAGGGUGAGUUCGAAUUCUCAUCGCUCUUGGUCAUUUUGGAACAUAAAUAUGUCCAGAUUCUUUUUAAAACUUUGUAUGGAUGGUGACAUCACAACAUCUGCGGGAAGCUCAUUCCAUGGUUUGACCACCCGAACAGAGAAGGCGAACUUCCGCACAUCCAGCCGUGCCUGCUGAGUGCACAUUUUUAACGGGUGACCUCGGAGAUUGGUCGUGGUAGCAAAUUCAGAAAAGUCCUCGAAGGCCAGACUGCAAUCCAACCCCUUUACAAUGCGGAAGGCUUGCAAGAGAUCUCCGCGAAGUUGCCUGUAACUCAAAGGAAAAAGGGUUCAGAUUUACUAGGCGGGUCGCAUAAGGAAAGGAGCUUUGACCCCUAACCAUCUUCGUGGCUCUCCUCUGGGCUCUUUCCAGGCAGUUUUGAUCCUCAACCGCCCACGGCCUCCAGCCUUGUAUGCCGUUCUCUAAAUGCGGCCGGUCGAAUGUUCCGACUGUCUUUGAGAAAGCAUCUUCAAAGUUGGUUUGCAGCGCCUCCACAGGCGAUUCCUUUUUUGGGAGGAACCUUUAAACCCGAGUUUAUCUAGUUUGGGCGGUUUUUGAUUGUACUUCUUCCUAGAGGGCAUUUGGAAAAAACAAUUUUAUUCAGUAAGGAGCGGAAAGCAUUCCAAUUACCUUUUGCUCCACCAUGCAGUUUAGUCUCCCAUGGUACCGCUGCCGCUUUUCUCCUCAUGAGAAAAUAGUCCCCCUUCCAAACGUUUAUCUCCCACCUACCGAUCAGAACUUGUUUGGAAAACAGUAAGUGCUCGAAGUAGAGCGUGAUGUGGUCACUUGACCCUAACGGCGGGCGGUUCUGCAGGUCUAGAACAUCUCCUCCUCUUCGGUCAAAGUAAGAUCAAGGCAGUUCACCAUCAUGGAAGUGGACGUGCCUCACCGACCCCGGUAUACACGAACCUUUCGUGAUUAAAUGCCUUAAAAACCUUCGAAUGCCUACAAAUAUUACCCCAGCAUCAUUUGUUCGGUGGCUGACCUUGAUCCGUUUAUUUAGUGAACUCCUUUCCCGGCAUAUUUGAAGCCGUGAACUUCAUACUAAUAAGCACCAAUAUCGAAGGGCGCCUUGUGCUAGUCAAAUGUCCAGCUUGGGAGUACUUUGACUUUCGCAACGUGUUGGGGCCUGUAGUAAGCCCAUCAGUACUAAAACCUUAGUUGAUUUUCUAUAUUAUCGACACUCACCUGAAUAUAUUAAAUUAUUCCGAACAUAAACUAUUCUGUUUAGGUUUACGCUGAUGCAUUUGCACAUUAUCAGUGAUUGCCUCCUAUUAGUUUUUCUUUAAAUUGCUAGAAUUUAGUUUUUCCCUUUUAAUCUGCUUGGAAUAACUGCCCUGCCCUUCCAGCACCUCCUAGCCCCGCCGAGCCCCAUCAAAAUUGGCGGGGCUGUGGAAGGGACUUUGGCGAGGCAUUCAGCACAACAGCCCCGCCUGACCCCACCAGCGAAAAAAUGGGUAGGGGAUGCUAGAUUUCCACUCACUUUUGGUACUCCCUUAAAAUAUCGACCUGUACGGUGAGCCCCCUGCCGGCAGAAGUUUCAGAACUCAGAAUAGGCAUUUCUCGUUCAGGGGAUUGAUUGCCAACUGCUGUCGACGUUGAGGGAACCUCAGACUCAGGCUCUUCAGUGGCCUCAUAAUAUGCCUUCAUCGGGCGCUUACUGCGCUUGUAUAUGGUGGUUCGGUGAGAGCCACGGUAAUUACGCUCCAUAAUUGCUUUGGAUUUUCAGUAAAAAACGAUAAAAAAAUUGCAUAAGGGGUCUAUGAACAUUAAUGCUAACUAGUACAUAAAUAGACAUACAAGUCGACUACUUAAACUGGUUUGUGAGUAAAUACCCAAACAAUUAGCAUAAGAUACAUAAAUUAACUAAGACAGUUAUUAAGAGCAUGAAAACAGCAUUGGUUGACGCACGAUAUUAUCCGCGACCCGUGGGCGUAAACGAAUGCUUUUUCCAUGAUUUAUAAGCCACUUUUGAUAAAUUAGCUUCUUUUAAUGCCAAAGAAGGUACAAUGAGUGGUGCCUUUGAAACAUAACUUUCGAUGCAAAUACGCUUCAAAAUGUUUCGAUUCAGAGGGGGCUCUGGCCCCACCCAGCCCCUUCCCUGCCCCGCCUAUGAAGGGGCCAUGUGCUGGCAGGUGGUUUGGUGCCGAUGUGGUACUGGUUUAUAAACCAGUACCGGUAUACUUAUCUAUCAUAAACUGACAUAAAAAUUUGUGUGCUAUUCGUACUUACAAAUUCAGCGCCUUCUCCUACUUUUCCAACCAAAAUUUAUGCGUUCACUUAGUGGCACGUCAUCAUUAUGGAUGACAGUGUCCGCCCAAGCAAUAGUCUGCAGAUACUAAAUCACCCAACAAUGAUAUUGGCGGGCUAAGACUCCCAUUGCCAACGUCCAUAAGUUACCAGCGGACGACUCCCAGUCUGAGCAGUCCGUUCUAUAACGUUUGCAACCGCCAAACAGCAGAUCCACUUCAACAUCUAUUUCUCUUGACACUUCCUCGAUCUUCUUCUUCACAUACCGCCUACUAGUGCGUUUAAAUUCGUCUCUAAACAUAUGGGUUAAUGAAUCAAAUAAGGGUAUAACAGAGAGAAGCAGAGAGAACUUUAUAGCACACGCCGUACGCGAUACGCACGCAAUAAUGGCGACGAGCAUGCGUGUGGGAUCAUUGAUAACUCAAGCGUGCCAGCCAAUGAUUGUGGAAAAUCGAUAAACUCACCGCCCAAUCAGGUGACGAGGUAGCCUUAUCGAUAGAUUUCCGCGAGAAGAGUGAAUCGGGUAGUUAUUCAAUGCUACUAGGGACCCACCAUCCCCCCAACUGUCUUAAACAAGGGGCUCUUUGUUAAAGACAUUUAAGGGGAUGGUGAGUGCAAAUUUUGGUUGGGUUCUUGACAUGAGGGUUGAUUUUCUCUAAUUUAUAAAGUGCGAAGUGGACGUCCUGUUUGCCUAUUCGGCAUGUAGUACCGAGCUGUAAGUCCUUUUUGUAGAAUCUUCUAAACCGAUGAGACUUUGCAGACGCUAGCUUCUCCUCGCACUACCCAUCCUGAUUUAUGGUUUUUCUUGUGUGCUUUCAGGCAAUUUCCAUCCUACUUACUGCCCAUGGCGAAUGUGGAUUUGAUUCAUGCCCAUCCGCUUGCCGUACUCAACACGAGGACUCGCCUCACUGGGUUAAGUUUUAG
Messenger RNA from Spirometra erinaceieuropaei, 9263 nucleotides. NCBI's taxonomy places the organism in Eukaryota, Metazoa, Platyhelminthes, Cestoda, Diphyllobothriidea, Diphyllobothriidae. The record is from the annotation of a GenBank genome assembly.